CUCUCCUUGAGUAACACAAGGAGAAGGGGCUCACCCCCAUUGUCCACCUCUGUCCUUGUAAUGAAGAACAGUAUUUGGCAGCUGGGGCUCUAUACCCUGUGAGUCCUCUAGAGAGCUGGCUAGAAAUGCCAUAUUUGGGUCUGGGAUGGCAAUUGAAGCCCCUCUAUCCCAAGUCUCUCCCAGUCUACCUAACCAGGAUGUGCUUUCCACCCUAAGGUCUUCCACAUCUCUCUGGGGCUGCCGUCCCUCUGUUGGUCUUGCACUAGAAGUGAUUCAUGCUUUUAUUUAGCUCUUUAAUUUGACAAAAGCUCCUGGGCUUCUGCACCCAGUGCGGCAGGGCUGACUGGUCCUCUUUCCUUGGUGAUUGUCGGUGGCUUCAUCCUUCAUUCCCCCCCCCACACACACACACACACAGUUAGGAGGCUCAAUGACAGGACAGGAAAUCUGCCUUUUAAGAUUCGUGACUGGCUGGCUGUGAGGUGUACCAAGGCCUUACAGUUUCUAGCUGAGGACAAGCACCCCCUCCCAGUAGAGCCCUCCCCAAAGUACCGGAUGUGGCUGUUGACAGACAUAGCAUGAACCAAGUGGGGAUGUUGUGGUGCCCCACCCACCCGGCAGCUAAGAUGUAUUUAGGGGAAGUGGACGACGGUGGUUUCCUUGAUGAGCCACAGACAUUUCAUCCUGUCCUCUCGAAACGCUGCCUGGUGUUCUGUUUGCAGGAGAUGAGACAAGCUCAGGGCACUUGUGCUCAGCUCCAUCCCCCUCCUCAAGGCACCUUGCAAGUUGUCCGUGGAGAUGGCACUUCACUGGGGACUGUGCUUAUAUUCCACUGCCCCUCUGGCCACCAGAUGGUGGGGUCUGGCCUCCUCACUUGCGCCUGGAAUGGGAGCACCGCUGACUGGUCUUCAGGAAGCCCUGUGUGCAAAGCUGUGCCGCCGCACGAGACCUUUGGUUUCAAGGUGGCAGUGAUCGCCUCCAUUGUGAGCUGUGCCAUCAUCCUGCUCAUGUCCAUGGCCUUCCUCACCUGCUGCCUCCUCAAGUGCGUGCAGAAGAGCGAGCAGAAGAGCGAGCAGAAGAGCGAGCACCGGCGUGCUGACAGGACGGCACAGCUGUGGUACCAGCUGAGAGGCGAGGACCUGGAGACGGUACAAGCUGCCUACUUGGGCCUCAAGGGACACAACCACAACAACAGCAGCAGUGGUGGUGGUGGCAAUGGUGGUUCCAGUGGUGGUGGCGGCAAGCCAGGGAUGCAGCACAGCCAGGCCCAUGACAACCACAGCUUCACCACAGACCCUGGUGACAUCAGAGAGCAGUCUGGUGUGACCCACAGUGUGGACAAAGACCCUUGGACUUUCAGGAUGGGAACUACGGGCCCUGGUGGCGUCUCCAGCUCUCCAUGCACCUACGUGAUGGUCCACGCAAUGAAUUCUGCAGGGCUGGCCCCUGGAGACCCCAUGAGGCCCAAAGUGUACCUUCCAGGGUGACCCCACUAGUCAGAGGCCUGCAACUCAACAUUUGCCCAGCUGGACAUGGGCCAGGGCAGUCAUCUCCAGGUAUAGGGGGCUGCUGGGAGCCUAGCCGACAUUAAAGGCUGGAGCCCCAGAGGGGAACAGUCUUUCCUGGAGGAGACCUCUGUGGCUGUGACAGGACCUGCUCAUUGAACUGCUACUGGGGUGAGGUCCCAAAGAAGUCACCACAACCAGGGUUCCUUCAGAGAGACUGAGACAUUUUAAACAGAUAUAGUUUUGCAUAGUAGACUAUGAAAAUAUGAAUAAAGUACUUUUAGCACUACAGGUA
Messenger RNA from Mastomys coucha (southern multimammate mouse), 1797 nucleotides. It is a transcript of the gene Susd3, whose product is annotated as sushi domain containing 3. The coding region runs from base 576 to 1484 and encodes 302 amino acids. The record is from RefSeq and is a predicted model, not a curated record. The transcript is spliced from 5 exons. Gene Ontology annotation, cellular component: plasma membrane. NCBI's taxonomy places the organism in Eukaryota, Metazoa, Chordata, Mammalia, Rodentia, Muridae.